AUGACGCGUGUGUACGUCGGUAAUAUCGACAAACGGGCGACCAAAGAGGAACUGCUGGAGUUCCUGAAGCCAAUGGAGAAAACCAUUGAGGACUCGUGGCUGGCCAGGCGGCCACCGGGAUUCGCUUUCCUUACCAUCACCCCAUCGCAAGCAAUGGAGUUUGUGGAGAAAUUCAAUGGGAAGGAGUUUCGCGGAAGAGUCCUCGUGGUGGAAACCUCCACCACGACCACGCUGCCAAAGGAACGUUCCAGCCGACGACGCGAGCGCAGAGAAACCAGGCGGUCUGGUAGCCGCAAACGGUACCGUUCGGGAAGCCGUUCAAGGCACUACAGCGAAAGACGGCGUGAUCGAAGUUACGGUCGGCGUCGUGAUCGCUCUAGAGAACGUAGGCGCCGCCGACGGUCCUACAGUCGAAGCAACUCCCGUUCCUCAUUGUCAUCAUGA
Messenger RNA from Trypanosoma cruzi, 444 nucleotides. Its product is annotated as RNA-binding protein, putative. Gene Ontology annotation, molecular function: RNA binding. Bases 1 to 444 code for a protein of 147 amino acids. The transcript has a single exon. The record is from RefSeq and is a predicted model, not a curated record. NCBI's taxonomy places the organism in Eukaryota, Euglenozoa, Kinetoplastea, Trypanosomatida, Trypanosomatidae.